CCUCUUAGCAAUCCACGUUAGCUGCUAACAAACAAAACCCCAGCACAUUCAUCACAACAGUCACGUGUGUCCGUUGUGUCGCACUGUUUGUAUAAUAAAGAACCUCAACUGCAUUUAAACAUCAUUAAUUACAGUGAAGAAGAAUGGACGUUUAUCCCGGAGUCACCGGCGAUGAUCCAACAAAACAACAAGAAAGACAUUACUACCUGUUGUCCGAACUGCAGACUUUAGUCAAAGACUUACCAAGCUCCUUCCAGCAGCGUCUGUCCUACAACACGCUGAGUGACCUGGCCCUCGCGCUCAUAGACGGGACGGUGUAUGAGAUCGUGCAGGGGCUCCUGGAUAUUCAGCAUCUGACAGAAAAGAAUCUGUACAACCAGAGGCAAAAGCUGCACAGUGAACACCAAGCACUCAAACAAGAUCUUUUACGAAAACACAAAGACGCUCUGCUGUCGUGCAAGUCUCACAACCUUGGGCUUCUCAAAUCAAACCAACAAGCAGAGCUGGAGGCGCUGGACAUGCGUGUGCGAGAGGAGCAAAGGAUGAUGGACAAGAAGAUCGUAGCAGAAAUCGAUCAAAAGGUUAUCGACCAGCAGAACACCUUGGAGAAGGCGGGAGUCCCUGGGUUUUAUAUCACCACCAAUCCUCAGGAGCUGACGAUGCAGAUGAACCUACUUGAAUUGAUCCUCAAGCUACAACAGAAGGAGUCACAGUCUGGCAUACUAUGAGACAGACUGUGAAUAUAAGUGGCGAGAGCUUACGUGUCCCAGUCUCUGUGAGAUUCAACGUACCUCGGUUCCACGUGGAACACUGCUGUUUGUGAGAAGCAACAAAAAGGAGACAAUGUUGCACCGAGUGUCGUCACCACCAAAAGCAUCACAAGGGAGGAUUGAUCAUCAAGUAUUUAAGUGAGAUAAUAACUAUAUAUCUAUUAUAAUCUCAUGGACUUGUGUAGCACUUGUAUUCCAUUUCACACGUUGUGAAGUUAAGAUGGUCGUUUUGCUUCAAACACAUUUAAGGAAUACUUAAAAACAACAUUUGGGACGAAAAGGAAACGCUCUAUUCUCCCGUGUUUACACAGACAACAGCUGAAGCUGAAUUCUGUAUCUGUUGACAUGAAAUUGAUGUUUUGCUGUGCAACAAGUUGGUUUUAAAGGUUGUGUGCAAUGGACCAGGACCUGCCAUCAGCCUCAGCUUACAGUGUUGACCUCAGCAGAGAAUGUAAAACAGAAGCAGGGAGCAUUUGUUGUGGUGUUCUAAUAUCAGUGUCUGUCAGACAGAGAAUGGUAGGCAAAUAGAAAUCAGUCACUCGUGCAAUGUAUGGUGAUUUUUGUUUCCACAUCUGCUUUCAUAAAACAAAUGUUUUAACACUAAA
Messenger RNA from Solea solea (common sole), 1375 nucleotides. RefSeq names its product DiGeorge syndrome critical region gene 6 (gene dgcr6). Bases 144 to 728 code for a protein of 194 amino acids. The transcript has 6 exons. Lineage: Eukaryota; Metazoa; Chordata; Actinopteri; Pleuronectiformes; Soleidae. The record is from RefSeq and is a predicted model, not a curated record.